GGUAAAAACAAGGUCAUACCCGGAAGAAUGACAAAUGUUUAAUGUUGAAGGGGUUUGCAGACAGAAACUGGACCAAAAUGGCGUCAUACUUUGAUGAGCAUGACUGUGAGCCCACCAACCCCGAGGAGCAAUAUCGACAGAAUGCUCUACUUGAACUGGCCAGGUCUUUAAUGCAGGGCUUGGACCUGAUGGACUCUGGGGUGUUUGACUUGUCAGACUGGGACCAGCGGCUUCCUCCUCCAGCUGCCAAAGCUGCUGUUCAGACCCUCACGGUGGUGGUGGUUUCUCCUGAGCAAGCAGACAAGGGUCUAAAGUGUCCGGUGUGUUUGCUGGAGUUUGAGGAACAAGAGACGAUUCGAGAAAUGCCUUGCAAACACCUUUUCCACUCAGGAUGCAUACUGCCUUGGCUGGGCAAGACCAACUCCUGUCCACUCUGUAGACUUGAAUUACCGACUGACAAUCCAGAAUACGAGGAGUUUAAAAAGGACAAGGAGAGAAGAAAACAGAGGGAGCACCGUUUAGAGGACCUACAUGGUGCCAUGUACACCUGAAGUCUUCCCUACAACAAACGCUUCAAGACUUGCUGCAUUCAUACUCAUUUGGAGAGAGUCUAAUUCAAGCACGGAGAUGAAAUUGAGUUAAAUAUAUUGGAUUUAUAAUAGAUGUAGUUAAAAAAAACUAUAAAAUCAGGAAGUAUUGGACAAACAGAGACCAUGGUUGCUUCAAUCAUGAAAAAACAAAUUGAGAAAGAAAACGUUUCAUAAAAUGAAACCUCUGAAUCUGUUUAUGAUGAUGUGUGAUUGAGUGUAGCCACGGUGGAGAGAUGAGGCAGCAUCAUUUGGUGUAACGAGGCAUGAAUGUAGCAAAAGCAGCACGACGGCUGAAUAUUUAGAAAAAAAAUGUUUUGUUUUUUCUUUACAUUUUAAAAUGCUAAGCCUUCUGAAGCCUGUUGGUCGAAAACCUUUAUUUCUUACUGAAAUUUGUAAAGUUAAGGUGCAUAAAUGCUGCACUUGUCAAAAAGAAAUAUUUAUGAAAGUUCAUUAUGACUUUUUUACUGUUAUGUCAACAAAAGAUGUUUCAAAUCGUU
Messenger RNA from Austrofundulus limnaeus, 1087 nucleotides. It is a transcript of the gene rnf181, whose product is annotated as ring finger protein 181. Gene Ontology annotation, molecular function: ubiquitin protein ligase activity. Gene Ontology annotation, cellular component: cytoplasm. The coding region runs from base 42 to 551 and encodes 169 amino acids. Gene Ontology annotation, biological process: protein ubiquitination. The transcript is spliced from 6 exons. The record is from RefSeq and is a predicted model, not a curated record. Lineage: Eukaryota; Metazoa; Chordata; Actinopteri; Cyprinodontiformes; Rivulidae.